UAAAGACAGCAAAAAUUAACGAAAACUUAGGUGAGCCAUAAAAUCUGAUUACUGGAAGAGAAGAAAGAGUUCCGAGAAUAAAGAUGGAUCUCUAGUUAGGGUUUUAAAUGUAACAGAACAAAGAUUUGUGUCAAGUGUGUUCUUGUUUUGUAUUUAUUUGUUUCCUAGGUUUCUUUUAAUAUUAUAUUCUUCUUCUCUCUCCUUCCCUCUUAUGGCCUCCUCUUAAAAGUGUCGUUCAUGACCGUCUAAGAGAGCGCUUUAGAGAAAGGGGAGAAGAAAGAAGUUGGCUCGUCCAGCGGAUAUACAUCUUCCUAUAUCUACAUUUAUUAUUUACUGUUUAGAACAUAUCUGUCUUUUAAGAAAAAAAUGGCGUCUGAUAUCUCGUGGGAUGAAAUAAAAAAAGAGAAUGUUGAUCUUGAACGGAUCCCUGUGGAAGAAGUGUUUGAACAGCUAAAAUGCUCAAAAGAAGAUGGAAAAUGGGGAGAGCAAGAGGCUUCAAUCCUAGUUCCGGGUGAUCUAAUAAGCAUCAAAUUGGGGGACAUUGUCCCUGCUGAUGCUCGUCUCCUGGAGGGAGAUCCUCUCAAAAUUGACCAAUCUGCUCUUACUGGUGAGUCUCUUCCAGUUACCAAACACCCUGGUGAUGAAGUAUUCUCAGGUUCAACCUGCAAACAAGGUGAAAUUGAGGCUGUUGUGAUUGCCACCGGUGUCCACACUUUCUUUGGUAAAGCUGCUCAUCUUGUAGACAGUACCAACAAUGUUGGCCAUUUCCAAAAGGCAAGAGAAGGGAUCACAGAGGUCCAUUUUUUGCCAUUCAACCCUGUAGAUAAACGUACUGCCAUCACGUACAUUGAUGAAAAUGGAAACUGGCAUCGGAGCAGCAAAGGAGCUCCUGAGCAAAUCAUUGAGCUUUGCAAUCUCCAAGAAGAGACAAGAAGAAAAGCUCAUGAAGUUAUUGAUGGUUUUGCUGAACGUGGGCUUCGUUCUCUUGGGGUGGCUCAACAAACUGUGCCGGAGAAGAGCAAGGAAAGCGAUGGUGCUUCAUGGGAAUUUGUUGGUCUACUGCCACUCUUUGACCCACCAAGACAUGAUAGUGCAGAAACGAUUAGACGAGCUCUUGAGCUUGGUGUUAAUGUAAAGAUGAUUACUGGUGACCAACUUGCCAUUGGUAUUGAGACUGGUCGUAGGCUUGGCAUGGGAACAAACAUGUACCCAUCCACUUCACUCCUUGGAAAUUCAAAGGAUGAAUCAUUGGUUGGCAUCCCUAUCGAUGAGCUUAUUGAAAAAGCUGAUGGAUUUGCUGGAGUUUUUCCUGAGCACAAGUAUGAGAUUGUGAAGAAACUACAAGAGAGGAAGCACAUUUGUGGUAUGACUGGAGAUGGAGUAAAUGAUGCUCCUGCUUUGAAAAAAGCGGAUAUUGGAAUUGCAGUAGCUGAUGCAACUGAUGCGGCGAGAAGUGCCUCUGACAUUGUUCUAACGGAACCAGGACUUAGCGUUAUAGUAAGUGCUGUGCUUACAAGUCGUGCAAUUUUCCAGAGGAUGAAGAACUACACAAUCUAUGCCGUCUCCAUCACUAUUCGUAUUGUGUUGGGAUUCAUGCUUGUGGCUUUAAUAUGGAGAUUUGAUUUUGCACCUUUCAUGGUUUUGAUUAUCGCAAUCCUAAAUGAUGGAACUAUCAUGACAAUCUCUAAGGACAGAGUAAAACCAUCUCCAGUGCCAGAUUCAUGGAAGCUCAAUGAGAUUUUUGCCACUGGUGUUGUUCUAGGAACCUACAUGGCUCUUACAACUGUGCUCUUUUUCUGGCUAGCUCAUGACACUAAUUUCUUCAGCAAAACAUUUGGGGUUAGGUCCAUCCAAGGAAAUGAGGAAGAGCUUAUGGCAGCUUUGUACCUUCAAGUGAGCAUUAUAAGUCAAGCACUUAUCUUUGUCACAAGAUCAAGGAGUUGGUCAUACGUUGAACGGCCUGGGGCUUGGCUUGGUAUAGCCUUUAUUAUAGCACAAUUGGUCGCUACAUUGAUCGCUGUAUAUGCAAACUGGGAAUUUGCAAGGAUCCUAGGCUGUGGAUGGGGAUGGGCUGGAGUUAUAUGGUUAUAUAGUAUCAUUACCUACAUUCCUCUUGACAUUCUCAAGUUCAUAAUCCGUUACUCUCUCACUGGCAAGGCUUGGGAUAACAUGAUCCAACAGAAAACUGCUUUCACAACAAAGAAAGAUUAUGGUAAAGGAGAGAGGGAGGCUCAAUGGGCAUUAGCUCAACGCACACUGCAUGGCCUACCACCACCGGAAGCAAUGUUCCAUGACAAGAACCAUGAACUCUCUGAAAUAGCAGAGCAAGCGAAAAGGCGUGCUGAGGUGGCGAGGCUGAGAGAGCUUCACACUCUAAAAGGUCACGUUGAAUCUGUAGUCAAGCUGAAAGGGAUCGAUAUUGAUACUAUUCAACAACAUUACACUGUUUAAUAAUUUAUUGAGUUACUACUAUCCAAGAGCCUUAAUCAACAAGAUGAGCUAUAUUUUCUACUUUUAUUAUUUCUAAAACAUAUGUAUCAAAAAAAAAGAGAGCAAAAACAAGAUAUAAUAUAUUUUUCCGUUGGAUGAAAUAAAAUAAAACCUAGUUAAUUACAAAAU
This is a messenger RNA of Thlaspi arvense, 2619 nucleotides long. The record is from the annotation of a GenBank genome assembly. NCBI's taxonomy places the organism in Eukaryota, Viridiplantae, Streptophyta, Magnoliopsida, Brassicales, Brassicaceae.